AUGACGUUUCAUGCCUUCCGACAGGCUUAUGGCCUGACCAUUCCUGACCCCUUGCCACAGGAUCCCAGCAGCCACAGUGGGCGCCGGCGUCGGCGGAAGGGAGCUGAAGAGGAGAACCGGAAGCUUUGCGUCCAGGGCUUCGGUUGCGGGGUUUGGGAUUUGUCGCUUCCAGAUGCUUUGCCGUCUGCGGCGGCGCCCGCCGAGCCCGCACUCCCUGUUGAGCAGUCCCUGCCGUUGGAGGUGCUUGAGCCCAGCGACAGCCAAAGGGUGGCCGAGGGCAACGGCGGAAGCCCGUCGGAGCCGAUCCAGGACGAGGAUCCCAGCAGCCACAGUGGGCGCCGGCGUCGGCGGAAGGGAGCUGAAGAGGCGGCGGCGCCCGCAGAGCCCGCACUCCCUGUUGAGCAGUCCCUGCCGUUGGAGACGCCCGAGGUGCUUGAGCCCAGCGACAGCCAAAGGGUGGCCGAGGGCAACGGCGGAAGCCCGUCGGAGCCGAUCCAGGACGAGGAUCCCAGCAGCCACAGUGGGCGCCGGCGUCGGCGGAAGGGAGCUGAAGAGGCGGCGGCGCCCGCCGAGCCCGCACUCCCUGUUGAGCAGUCCCUGCCGUUGGAGACGCCCGAGGUGCUUGAGCCCAGCGACAGCCAAAGGGUGGCCGAGGGCAACGGCGGAAGCCCGUCGGAGCCGAUCCAGGACGAGGAUCCCAGCAGCCACAGUGGGCGCCGGCGUCGGCGGAAGGGAGCUGAAGAGGCGGCGGCGCCCGCCGAGCCCGCACUCCCUGUUGAGCAGUCCCUGCCGUUGGAGACGCCCGAGGUGCUUGAGCCCAGCGACAGCCAAAGGGUGGCCGAGGGCAACGGCGGAAGCCCGUCGGAGCCGAUCCAGGACGAGGAUCCCAGCAGCCACAGUGGGCGCCGGCGUCGGCGGAAGGGAGCUGAAGAGGCGGCGGCGCCCGCAGAGCCCGCACUCCCUGUUGAGCAGUCCCUGCCGUUGGAGACGCCCGAGGUGCUUGAGCCCAGCGACAGCCAAAGGGUGGCCGAGGGCAACGGCGGAAGCCCGUCGGAGCCGAUCCAGGACGAGGAUCCCAGCAGCCACAGUGGGCGCCGGCGUCGGCGGAAGGGAGCUGAAGAGGCGGCGGCGCCCGCCGAGCCCGCACUCCCUGUUGAGCAGUCCCUGCCGUUGGAGACGCCCGAGGUGCUUGAGCCCAGCGACAGCCACAGGCUCGCCCGUGACAAUGGUGGAUCCCCCCAAGCCACAGAGGCCGCAGAGGCUGCAGAGGAUCCCAGUAGCCGCGGCGGCCGACGGCGACGGCGGAAGGGGGCAGACGAGGCUGCCCCGAGCGAACCCGCCCAGUCCUUGCCGCCCUUGCCGGAGACGGAUGUGGCAGAGAGCAAGCACAGCCACAGGUCGGUACGUAUUCAGGAAGACGGCAGCGAAGGAACCCCACCGGAACCAGUUCAGGAACCCGGUGGUCGCAGCGGCCGACGGCGGAGGCGGAAGGUGGCUGACGAGGACGCAGAGGAGCACCCCGACAACGACAGGUUGGCUGCCAGCGACGAGAGCAGUGGGGGAACGCCGGAGCUCGACGAGGAUCUCAGCGGCCGCCGUCGACGGCGACGCCGCAAGGAGGCCGAAGAGGAUGGCGAAGAUGCGACGGCCACAUCGGAGUCCCGCAGUGGCCACAGGAGUCGUCGGCGCCGGGGGGAGGAUGAAGAUGCCGCCAGCGCCAAGGAGGAGGUGACGUCCGGCCCGAGGCAUCGGCGCAGCGACGAGGACCGCAGUCGACGGCGGAAGGCCGAAGAGGAGGAGGUGCCUGAGUCGACCGGCGACCAGAGGUUGGACCCGAGUGACGAGAGCAGUGACGAAACUCCUGAGCCCAUGCAGACCGAGGACACUGACGGACUCAACCAGGGUGUCUCCGAGCCAUCAGAGAAGUCAGAGCGUCGGCGGCGUCGCCGGCAGGAUGGCGAGGAGACGAAUGCCACAUCGGAGUCUCGAAGCGGCCACAGGACCCGUCGGCGCCGAGGGGAGGAGGAUGUCACCGCCAGCGAGGAGGUGACCUCUCGUUCGAGGCGCCGGCGUGAGGAGGGCGGACGAAGACGGCGGAAAGAGGCGGACGAGGAGGAGGUGCUGGAGCCCGCCGGCGACAGGUUGGGUAUCGAAGAGGGCAGCGGAAGCGAGCCCAUUGAGGCAGCACCGGUGGAGAAGCCUCGCCGGAGGAGGAGAAGAAGACCAAAGACCAUCCAGGAGGAGGACCAAGAGGAAGAGGCGGAAGAGGAAGAGAUGGACUACGACCCCUUCGGCUGA
This is a messenger RNA of Symbiodinium natans, 2298 nucleotides long. NCBI's taxonomy places the organism in Eukaryota, Dinophyceae, Suessiales, Symbiodiniaceae. The record is from the annotation of a GenBank genome assembly.